AUGUAUCCGGUAAAAGGGGAAGGCCUGGUCAACAGCUUGGCUAACAAAGCCUCCUUUGGCAUUGCCUGGCGACGUCUGCCGGUCUAUAGCAACAAGGGAGUGCUCCAGAGCACGAUGGUUGACCCCGACGUUGGCUCGCUGGCCGUGCGGAUGACACCCACCGUGAUGUCCACGGGUAUGAAGGAGCUGCUUGGGCCCGAACCAACCAAGGACGCCGAAGAGGUGGACCCGUUCGAGAAGUGGCUCGUGACAGUUGGAGAGUGCCUCCGGAAUGCCACAGUGGCCACGCCACAACGUGCAGCAGCGUCCCGGAGCCCAUCGCCUCCGAAGCCGACCCU
Molecule: messenger RNA, 338 nt
Organism: Symbiodinium pilosum
Lineage: Eukaryota; Dinophyceae; Suessiales; Symbiodiniaceae
Source: the annotation of a GenBank genome assembly